AUGUUUAAACUAGGUUUGAAUAAGUCUGCUAAUUUCAUGCUACUUAAAAACACAGCUGCUUCUAAGAGUCUGUUUUUGAAUAGAUCAAUUGUAAACAAGAGACUGUUUUCGAUUUCGAAAUCAGCAAGAAACAAAAUCACAACUCAAGCUGAAGAUACUUUAUUAUCAAAACAAAGAGGCAAUAGACCUAUUUCACCACAUCUGACGAUUUACCAACCUCAGUUGACUUGGUACUUAUCUUCUUUACAUCGUCUAACCGCUGUUUUCUUAGGGGCAACCUUCUAUGUGGUUACUAUUUCAUUUGGUUUGUCUGCUUUGUUAGGUUUAGGUUUAACUGCUGACAAUUUAUCGAAUUGGUACCAUAACAAGUUUUCCCCGACUUCACAGUCUGUGAUCAAGGCUCUAUAUAGUUACAUGUUUGCAUUGCAAUUCACAUUAUCUGUUAGACAUUUCGUUUGGGACAUGGGUAAAGAAUUGAGCUUGAAAGGUGUUUACAGAACAGGUUACGGCGCCCUAGCCCUUUCUGCCGUACUAGGUACUUACCUAUGGUGGUAA
Molecule: messenger RNA, 555 nt
Organism: Tetrapisispora phaffii CBS 4417
Lineage: Eukaryota; Fungi; Ascomycota; Saccharomycetes; Saccharomycetales; Saccharomycetaceae
Product: succinate:quinone oxidoreductase subunit C
Exons: 1
Coding region: 1-555 (184 amino acids)
Biological process (GO): tricarboxylic acid cycle; mitochondrial electron transport, succinate to ubiquinone
Cellular component (GO): membrane
Molecular function (GO): succinate dehydrogenase activity; electron transfer activity
Source: RefSeq, a predicted model, not a curated record